Molecule: messenger RNA, 1029 nt
Organism: Fukomys damarensis (Damara mole-rat)
Lineage: Eukaryota; Metazoa; Chordata; Mammalia; Rodentia; Bathyergidae
Product: putative vomeronasal receptor-like protein 4
Biological process (GO): G protein-coupled receptor signaling pathway
Cellular component (GO): membrane
Molecular function (GO): pheromone receptor activity
Source: RefSeq, a predicted model, not a curated record
AUGGGGAAGAUGCAUCUUUACAGCCACUCAGGUGGAGCCCAUGAAAUGAACUUUUUGAAGAGAAAUGACAGCUCACCCUCAGGGGAGAACUGCACCCCUCGGGGCCGAGCACCAGAGAAGCUGGGCUCCGACUCUGAAUCAGGGGUUCAGGCACUGUCUUCCUUCAUGGCUGCAGAUCCAGAGGGGUCUGCAGGCCUUGGCACAAUACAGAUAAUCAUUACUUGUGCUUUAUUGGACCCAACGUAUCCUGUGUAUGAGGAAGAAAUGGUUGUGAACCUUGUCAAGGGAACAAUCUUCCUCUCUCCAACUGUACUUGGCAUUCUGGGGAACGUCUUUGUGUUUGUGAAUUACAUGCUCAUCCUUGGAGGCAGUGAGAAGAAAUCUAUACACUUUAUUCUCCUCCACUUGGCUUUUACAAAUAUCAUCAUGCUUUUUGCAAAACGGAUUCCUAAGACAUUAGCAGCUUUUGGGCAGAAAAUCUUCCUUGAUGACACAGGCUGUAAGACUGUUGUUUACCUGGAGCGAGUGGCCCGGGGCCUGUCCAUCUGCACCAGCGCUCUCCUCACGGUAGUCCAGGCCAUCACCAUCAGUCCCACAGACUCAGUGUGGAGGAGACUCAAGCUAAAGACUCCACAGCACACCCUUCUCAUAUUUGUCUUCUUUUGGAUUCUCAAUUCCUUAAUAAGCAUGAACUUACCAUUUUCUAUCAUAAACAUCAACAGUGUGAACAUAUCACAAAUUAGUAAAGGUGACAAGUAUUGUCAUUUUCUCCCAGAAAGCUGGACAACAAGAUGGACCUUUCUCACUCUCAUGGUCCUGCGUGAUGCUGUGUUUCAGUGCACCAUGGGUGGAGCCAGUGUCUACCUGGUAUUUGUUCUCCACAAGCACCACCAGCGGGUUCUCCACCUGCAGCAGGCCAAGCUCCUCUACAAAACUCCACGAGAUCCAAGCUGCUCAAAGUGUCCUCCUUCUGAUGCUGUGUUUUCUUUUCUUUUAUUGGGCAGAUUGUGCUUUUUCUCUAUUUCUUAG